Molecule: messenger RNA, 489 nt
Organism: Colletotrichum orchidophilum
Lineage: Eukaryota; Fungi; Ascomycota; Sordariomycetes; Glomerellales; Glomerellaceae
Exons: 2
Coding region: 1-489 (162 amino acids)
Source: RefSeq, a predicted model, not a curated record
AUGUUGCAACUCGGGAUAGCCAACACAAUCGCCACUGCCACUGGCAUCCUCGGGUGUGCAUGGUGGGCGGGCGCAGCGGCAUCGUUAUCCAUGUUUAGCAUCCCCGCCAUAAUCCAUACCAGCGCAGAGCCAGGUCAUGCACUGAAGCUGUGGCAACACAUAUAUUUGAACGGCGCGUCGACCGGCCCAAAAGUAGCGCUCGCCAUUACGCUGUCGUUGGUCUACUCGGCCUACGAUCGCUACAGCCAGGGUGUUGCGUGGAAGCCGUUUGUUGCAGCCGGGCUUCUUAGUCUCGCCAUCGUGCCCUAUACCAUCAUCUUCAUGUUGUCAACGAACAAUGCACUCAUGGCCGGUGCACGGGGCAUCACGACGCUGGGUCUGUCCGAGACCAGGGAGCUGUUAAAGAGGUGGCAGGCACUCAACGCCAUUAGGAGCGUCAUAUCCCUUGCGGGCGCCGCAAUCGCGUUGUGGUAUACCGCUUUCCAAUGA